This is a messenger RNA of Australozyma saopauloensis, 927 nucleotides long. RefSeq lists its product as uncharacterized. NCBI's taxonomy places the organism in Eukaryota, Fungi, Ascomycota, Pichiomycetes, Serinales, Metschnikowiaceae. The transcript has a single exon. Gene Ontology annotation, cellular component: nucleus. The record is from RefSeq and is a predicted model, not a curated record. Gene Ontology annotation, molecular function: RNA 7-methylguanosine cap binding; mRNA binding. The coding region runs from base 1 to 927 and encodes 308 amino acids.
AUGGACCCAGCACCGUACGGAGGAUUCAUGACCAGAACGGUCGACGAAGAAAAUGAACAGAAACAGAAACUCGAGCUGCAAAGAGUUCCCGUCGUCUUCAAUGGUAAAGACGAAGUUUUGCGCCCGGAAGCAGUUCAUGUGAAAGGCGUCGAUGCCUUGGCUACUUCAGACAUCAAGUCAUAUGUCGACUACUAUCUCAACUACAAACAAGAAGGAGAGGAUUUCGUACCUAUAGAGGACAGAGUGAAGUUUCGUGUGCAAUGGAUCGAUGACAACAAUGUCAACUUGGUAUUCAACACCCAUGAAGAUGCAUUGGCAGCCACGAAAGCUCUUUCGGAAGAGCCAUUAGAGAUUGAUAUUGAUAUCGACACUGAUGCUGGAGCUUCGGUGCAAAAUGGCGACGGAAUGGAAGGAGUAGAUGGCGCAGACAGUACGGAAGUUCCAAAACCUUCAACUUUGACUCCUGAAUACAUCGCUCAGUUGUUAGUUGAAAGACAAGCCAAAUCAUACUUAAACUCUCUUGCUCUAAAGAGGUAUGUGAAUGCACAAAGACAUGCAAACUCAGAAGACUUGUUCGAGUCCAAGAAGCUGGAAAAGGAAACUGUUGAGGUAGAGAAAAAAGAGGAGGAGGGAAGUUCUGUUGUUCUUUUUAUUCGUCAAGCUGUCGAGAGCGACCGCAAAGUGGAGAAUGCUGCAGCUUAUUCCCGUUACUACUUGCUACAUGGCGAGCCUGACCGUACGCGAAAGCCACGCAGAGGAAGACGUGACGAGACUAGAGGUACCUCUCGUCCCCAAGUUGAAGACGAGGGAGAUUUGUUUCUGGACAAAUUGGCCACAUACGAAGAAAGAAAAGCUAGAGCAGACCGUGAGGAAGAUCUUUUUGCUGACAGAAUGAGAGAACACUCUCCAAGCCGAAAGAGACGCUAA